AUGUCCGACUCAUGGGGUCACGAUCAGGUCGGCUCACAAUGUCAGAUGCCUCAAACAACACAUCGAGCACUUCAUACACCAUUUGCUUUAUUUGGUUUAGGAAGGUCACCAAAUUUUGUCGAUUACGUGCACAUUGGCUCUCCACGUAUGCCAUUGACGGGUGGUCUGUAUUACGGGAAUCAACAUUAUUACUUGAAACAAAUCGUGCCAAAUUCAAGACUGAUUGUUGUUCCACCUAAAGGUGAUGGGAUUCACUGGCAGAGUAGACUUUAUCUUACUCCUAGUCAGCUGAUAAAGCAGUCGCUGAUGGUAUUAAUAUCAGUCUGUAUGAUACUUUUAUUGGUGGUAGUAUUUUUGCAUUAUCGUGAAAGGCGUGCUGAUAAGCACGAACGACAGGCGCAGUCACAUCGAUUUCAUUUUGAUGCCAUGUAAUUUUAAUAUAACAUAAAUUGCGGAGGAGCUUUCAUUGAGUCUUUUCCACUAAUCAAUGGUUGCAUUGUGUUUCGAAAGUGUGAGGAUAAUGUCCAUCGAAAGCUGACUGGGUCUUUCAUGGCAG
Messenger RNA from Loa loa (African eye worm), 556 nucleotides. RefSeq lists its product as hypothetical. Bases 1 to 432 code for a protein of 143 amino acids. The record is from RefSeq and is a predicted model, not a curated record. The transcript is spliced from 3 exons. Gene Ontology annotation, cellular component: plasma membrane. Lineage: Eukaryota; Metazoa; Nematoda; Chromadorea; Rhabditida; Onchocercidae.